GUUGCCGUAGCUAAUCCUUCCACUUCCGGUAGUGCUAACCAAGAAGGCGUGAUGGCGACGUCAAUGUUGUUGCUGCUUUUUAUACACUUAACAUCUCUUUAAAGUCUUUAAACUUCACACUUUCUUCUCUGGGGAGGAAGUAGCAAGGGCGGGAACUUGUUUCCUGGAGGAGGAGGAAGCUUUUUAAAGCAAAGAGGAGAACGGACAACAUCGCUUUUUGCCACAGAACAGCGCUGCCAACAAUGGAGGACGUUGGCGAGACCACGCCGUGCUGCAAGGCGGAGCAGGAGGAGCCACAGCCCCCCCGCAUUAAAGAGGAAGAGCAGGACCACAGCGUCAGUCGGGAGGACCCGGGAGGACCGGAGGACGAGCAGGUGAUCCAGGUCAUCGUGAAGGGUGAGGAGGACGCGGACCCUCCAAGCAGCAGCUGGACACCAGAAGCCGACGUAGACCACUUGGGGUCAGCUCCAGGAUCAGGUAGCGACCACACCACCGCACACUCCACUCGUCACAUGACCACGGAAGCUGAUGUAGACCACAUUGGGUCAGCUCCAGGAUCAGGUAGCGACCACACCACCGCACACUCCACUCGUCACAUGACCACGGAAGCCGACGUAGACCACUUGGGGCCAGCUCCAGGAUCAGGUAGCGACCACACCACCGCACACUCCACUCGUCACAUGACCACGGAAGCCGACGUAGACCACUUGGGGCCACCUCCAGGAUCACGUAGCGACCACACCACCGCACACUCCACUCGUCACAUGACCACGGAAGCCGAUGUAGACCACAUGAGGUCAGCUCCAGGAUCAGGUAGCGAGCACACCACCGCACACUCCACUCGUCACAUGACCUUAGAAGCCGACGUAGACCACUUGGGGCCACCUCCAGGAUCAGGUAGCGACCACACCACCGCACACUCCACUCGUCACAUGACCACGGAAGCUGAUGUAGACCACAUUGGGUCAGCUCCAGGAUCAGGUAGCGACCACACCACCGCACACUCCACUCGUCACAUGACCACGGAAGCCGACGUAGACCACUUGGGGCCAGCUCCAGGAUCAGGUAGCGACCACACCACCGCACACUCCACUCGUCACAUGACCACGGAAGCCGACGUAGACCACUUGGGGCCACCUCCAGGAUCACGUAGCGACCACACCACCGCACACUCCACUCGUCACAUGACCACGGAAGCCGAUGUAGACCACAUGAGGUCAGCUCCAGGAUCAGGUAGCGAGCACACCACCGCACACUCCACUCGUCACAUGACCUUAGAAGCCGACGUAGACCACUUGGGGCCACCUCCAGGAUCAGGUAGCGACCACACCACCGCACACUCCACUCGUCACAUGACCACGGAAGCCGAUGUAGACCACAUUGGGUCAGCUCCAGGAUCAGGUAGUGACCACACCACCGCACACUCCACCCGUCACAUGACCCCGGAAGCCGAUGUAGACCACAUGAGGUCCGCUCCAGGAUCAGGUAGCGAGCACACCACCGCACACUCCACUCGUCACAUGACCACAGAAGCCGACGUAGACCACCUGGAAUCAGCUCCAGGAUCAGGUAGCGACCACACCACCGCACACUCCACUCGUCACAUGACCACGGAAGCUGAUGUAGACCACAUGAGGUCAGCUCCAGGAUCAGGUAGCGACCACACCACCGCACACUCCACUCGUCACAUGACCACGGAAGCCGAUGUAGACCACAUUGGGUCAGCUCCAGGAUCGGGUAGCGACCACACCACCGCACACUCCACUCGUCACAUGACCACGGAAGCCGACGUAGACCACAUUGGGUCAGCUCCAGGAUCAGGUAGCGACCACACCACCGCACACUCCACGCGUCACCUCGACAACACCCGAGUGAUGUGCUCCGAAUGCGACCGGGCUUUUUACGACAAGAAAACGCUGACGGUGCACAUGCGCACGCACACCGGAGAGAAACCGUUUGUCUGCGCCGUGUGCGGCAAGACGUUCGCCCAGAGGGGGAAUCUGAUCAAGCACACCAGGACGCACACGGGGGAGAAACCCUUUUCUUGCCCGUUCUGCACCACCAGUUACAGCGACCGCUCGACUUUGGUCAAACACAUCCGGCGGCACACCGGCGAGAAACCGUUCUGCUGUUCGCACUGCCCGGAGAAAUUCUCCCGCAAGUCGAACUUGAUCACGCACACGAGGACGCACACCGGAGAGAAACCCUUUCGCUGCGCGGCCUGCAGCGCCGCCUUCGGCGACCGCUCCACGUUGAACAAGCACGCCAGGACGCACACGGGGGAGAAACCCUUCGGCUGCUCGACGUGCGGGCAGAGGUUCUCGCAGAGGGAGCACCUGAGAAGACACGCCAGGACGCACACCGGGGAGAAACCCUUCCCCUGCGCCGUUUGCAGCAAAAGCUUUAGCGACCGCUCGACGUUUGUCCGACACAUGGGGAGACACCCUGGACAGGUGGUCUUAGCUGGACAGGUGGUCUCAGCCGCCAACGUGGACCAAGGGCACUGAAGCCACACGCACCGGGACUAUAGUUUUAUUUGCUGACUCCAGACUGGGGACUAGAAAGGACUUGGCAACGUUUUCAGGGCCAAGGAUCCUCAAACUGAUGGA
Molecule: messenger RNA, 2609 nt
Organism: Entelurus aequoreus (snake pipefish)
Lineage: Eukaryota; Metazoa; Chordata; Actinopteri; Syngnathiformes; Syngnathidae
Product: zinc finger protein 37-like
Exons: 3
Coding region: 243-2507 (754 amino acids)
Biological process (GO): regulation of transcription by RNA polymerase II
Molecular function (GO): RNA polymerase II cis-regulatory region sequence-specific DNA binding; DNA-binding transcription factor activity, RNA polymerase II-specific
Source: RefSeq, a predicted model, not a curated record